Molecule: messenger RNA, 1626 nt
Organism: Corvus hawaiiensis (hawaiian crow)
Lineage: Eukaryota; Metazoa; Chordata; Aves; Passeriformes; Corvidae
Exons: 2
Coding region: 376-1377 (333 amino acids)
Source: RefSeq, a predicted model, not a curated record
AAAUAAAGUGUGGGGACCCCAAGUGUCACUGUUAUCCGUUUGUAUGCUACAUCUGUAAAGUAUGCGGGGACAAGUGGUGGAGUCACUGUAGGCGAAGGGUUCCCCCUAGAGGGGUUUGUAUUCCUUGCUGGACGCUCCAGCGGAACUUAACUGAUUGGAUCUUAAAGUAUAAGGUGGUGCAUGAAGGAUUAAUAAAAAAAGAAUCUAAAAAAUGGUGGAAGAUCUUUGCAUACGGGAUUGAGCCAAAAUAUUAUUGCUAUCAUCCUAAUGAGCCAAUCCCCUUUAUAGUUGAAAUUAUUAAUUGCACCUGUCGUACCCACCUGAAGGGAAUCCGGUGUGAUACACCUCAGGUUAAGAACUGUAACUGGGACUCCUAUGUUAAGAGGCAAAAAGAGCGACAGAAUUGCCCCCAGGGGUCUCCUGAAGAAUACUCUUGCUGCCGAGAAGAUGGUACCCCUCGUGGCUCGAAGCAACCGAGUCGACGAGCGAGGCAGAGGAGUAGAAAGCUGUGGAGGAAAGAACCCCCAGAAUGGGAUAAUAAAACUACGCUCAUGGAAAUGCCUCAGAAGUAAGAUUAAGAGCAAGGAUCCCUGGAGGGAGGGCAGGUCGCAGUGUGUAAAUUGGAGGAAUCCUCGAACAUACUUUUGUACUCUCCACGCCUUUAGUGAUGCUCGUUGCUUGACCCGGCAUAUUACCCUCCUUGUGCUUACAUUGUAUUUAAAUGAAGCUAGCGCAACAGAAUCCCUAUCACACCAACCAUUUAAAUGGUCAUUAAUACGGUGGGAAGAUCAAAAGGUUAUACAAACAGUGACUACGCCAAGUAACCCAAGCUUUAGUUGUCAACUCUGUGAUCUUAUACAAGUAAAACCAUGCCUGAACAAAAAAGGAUUCUAUUUCUGCCCAGCAUCUAACCCAGGGAAAACCUAUUGUAACUGGCCUGGACACUACUACUGUGCAUACUGGGGCUGUGAAACAGUCGCCUUUGGGUUUUCCCCUGGAGGAGGAAAAGACAAAUAUAUCAAGGUCGGGUGGAGGCCCAGCGGGUGUCAGCCCCCAGAGGUAGGGCCAGACACAGGAAUAAAGCAGGGCGGAAAUUGUCACGGAAUUCAGAUAAAUGUGACCAAUAAAAUGGAUUCCGGAUGGGCAAUAGGAAAAACCUGGGGAGCUAGAUUAUGGGAAUCCGGUACAAAUCGGGGUGGGCACUUUCUGAUAAAAAGGGAAGAGAUACCACCGAGUGCUGAAGCCAUAGGCCCCAACGUAGUUAUUAACCCCCCUAUAGAAAUUCAGUCCCAGGGUAAUCGAGCGGCAGAGGAAGACCACACUGCUCAAACACCGACUAUUUAUAAUCAAAGCAGAGACAGCCAGCAGCAUGGUUAAUCCCGGCCGCCAAUACCAGAUGGGUCUGCCAAAGCAUAGGAAUAACUCCUUGUUUGUCCCUUGAAGUUUUUAAUCAUACUCAUGACUAUUGUAUUCAGGUAACCAUCAUACCUAGAACUACUUACCACCCUAAAGACUAUGUUUUCAAGCAACAUAUCACCCCUGAACACCACUUGAUGAGGAGGGAACCUUUCACCACCCUAACCAUAGAAACCCUCUUAACAGUAGGAGGAGUGGGAGCUGGAACAG